Molecule: messenger RNA, 1566 nt
Organism: Lemur catta (Ring-tailed lemur)
Lineage: Eukaryota; Metazoa; Chordata; Mammalia; Primates; Lemuridae
Gene: RBMX2
Product: RNA binding motif protein X-linked 2
Exons: 6
Coding region: 56-1039 (327 amino acids)
Biological process (GO): mRNA splicing, via spliceosome
Cellular component (GO): U2 snRNP; precatalytic spliceosome; catalytic step 2 spliceosome
Molecular function (GO): RNA binding
Source: RefSeq, a predicted model, not a curated record
GCGUCAUGCAGCCUCGUCCGGAAGCUGAGUUUGUACCCACCGCGAACCCGCUGAGAUGAACCCUUUAACUAAGGUGAAGCUGAUCAACGAGCUGAAUGAGCGAGAGAUCGAGCUUGGGGUGGCGGAUAAGGUGUCCUGGCACUCUGACUACAAGGACAGCUCCUGGAUCUUCCUGGGAGGGCUUGCUUAUGAACUGACUGAAGGAGACAUCAUCUGUGUUUUCUCACAGUAUGGGGAGAUUGUUAACAUUAAUCUCGUGCGGGACAAGAAGACUGGGAAAUCCAAAGGAUUCUGUUUCCUCUGCUAUGAAGACCAGAGGAGCACAAUUCUGGCCGUUGACAAUUUUAAUGGAAUCAAGAUUAAAGGGCGAACUAUUCGAGUAGAUCACGUAUCUAACUAUUUGGCUCCUGAGAGCUCCCAAGCACUGGAUGAUGUGACCAGAGAGCUCCAAGUGGGGUGCUGUGGGCCUCGUACCCCCUCACCGAGUUUGUCUGGGGGCUCUGAAGAUGACAAACCCACCAAAAAACACAAAAAAGAACAAAAGGAAAAAAAGAAAAGAAAGAAAGAAAAGGAGAAGCCUGCCCGGGGAGUACAGGCAGAGCAGCCGCCCUCCUCUUCAUCACCCGGAAGCAAGGCAAUAAAGGAGAAGGAUGACCCUGGCCCUAAGAAGCACAGCAGCAAGCAGUCUGAGAGAGUUCAGAAGCCAGAGUCCAGGGAGGGCCGUAAGGGCUACUCGGGCUCCCCUCAGGCCAGGACUGCCUGCCGUGGUGGAGCAGGGGACCUGGACAGGGAGUUGAAGAAGGAGAAACCCAGACAUGAGCACAAAUCCUCAAGCAGGAGGGAGGCAAGAGAAGAAAAGAACAGGGAUAAGGACAGAGGGCGAAGCUCAGACACACAUUCUAGCUGGCACAAUGGGCGUUCUGAAGGGCGUAGUCGUAGAAGUAGAAGUAGGAGCCGUGACAAAUCCCACAGGCAUAAGAGGGCCCGGCGCUCCCGGGAGCGGGACUCCUCCAAUCCCAGGGACCGCAGGCAUCACUGAAGCCUGUUGAGCUGCUCAGUAGAUUUGGAAAUGAAAUGUGUUUUUAAAAUGCAGUCCAAUUCAGUUAUAUUGUUGCUAGUUUUGUGUAUAAAACCUCUGGGGCUGAAUUCUUUUAAUCCCUUGAAUGUUAGAGUCAUUGGGAGGGCUGUAGUUUCAGCAGCCACAUAUCCACAGUUCAUCGUCCCUGAGAAUAUACUUGGUACUUAUCAGAACACGUGUCCUGAAUUUUGGUUCGUGUAGACCCUUGGACCCACAGACCCCAAUUUAAGAUGAAAUUGCCAGGAAAGGGAAAAUACCAGACAACUCUAGAAGCCUAGUCUUCCUGCUGUUAAGAGAUGUUGAAGAACCAGCAUCGUAGGACCUUUCCGGUUGGCAGAUAGAAGUGUACAGUGAGAAGUGUGGUCUACUAGGUUUAGACAGCUCUCUGUGAUUGUGAAAGGAUUCUUAAAAUCAGCCAGCUCCCUCCCUAACCCCUGUGUUAAAAUUUGUUUAAAUGUCUUUCUCAUUUUUAAAAGUUGUUUUUGGUU